This is a messenger RNA of Papilio machaon (common yellow swallowtail), 2357 nucleotides long. RefSeq lists its product as uncharacterized. The record is from RefSeq and is a predicted model, not a curated record. The transcript has 2 exons. Lineage: Eukaryota; Metazoa; Arthropoda; Insecta; Lepidoptera; Papilionidae. The coding region runs from base 171 to 2249 and encodes 692 amino acids.
CUAACCUGUCUUUAUCUGUGUUGUUCGAACGAAUAAGAGGUCGCAAGAGUAGCAACUCGGUAUUCCCGGCAUCUUGCCUGUUGACGUCAGUCUCGUAAAUAAUUUAAACUGCAGAUCAUAUAAAAUCCAGUUUUCAAUCUGGCUGGGGAGUGUUAACACGUCUCGUCAUAAUGACGAGUAGACUAAUUUUAUACCUCUUAAUUGUUUGCGUGACAGCAAAUCUCGUGUACUGCAGAUUUGGAUCUAGAAGUAGUGGAAGAUCAAGGUCUAGUGGAAGCCAUUCUUGGGGACGGAGUAGCAGUAGUCAUUCAAGUUAUAAACCCUCAUCGAGUUCAAGCUCAUGGAACAAGCCUAGCUAUCCAUCAUCUUCAUCGGGGUUAUCUGGAUCAGGAUGGAGCAAGCCUAGCUAUCCGUCAUCUUCGUCAGGAUUGUCCGGAUCGGGUUGGAGCAAACCUAGCUACCCUUCAUCUUCGUCAGGACUGUCUGGUUCAGGAUGGAGCAAACCUAGCUACCCGUCAUCCUCUUCAGGACUAUCCGGAUCUGGGUGGAGUAAACCCAGCUACCCAAUAUCAUUAUCGGGGUUAUCCGGAUCAAGUUGGAGUAAGCCAAGCUAUCCGUCAUCUUCAUCAGGAUUGUCCGGAUCAGGAUGGAGUAAGCCCAGUUACCCGUCAUCUUCAUCAGGAUUGUCUGGUUCUGGCUUAAACAAACCAAGCUACCCAUCGUCGUCAUCAGGGCUGUCUGGGUCAGAGUCAAGUAAGCCGAAUUACUUAACAUCAUUAUCAGGGCAACCUGGAACACGUCCUAAUAAACCGAGCUACCCGUCUUCGUCAGGACUGUCUGGCGGUGGCUCAAGUAAACCCAGUUAUCCUUCUUCAUCGACUGGAUUAUCAGGUUCGGGAUUACAAAAGCCAGGUUUAACUGGUACUGGGUCUCACAGUUAUCCUCCAUCAAUCGGCGUGUCUGGCAGUGGAGGACCUAAACCACCGUCAUAUUCUGGAGUGCCUCUGCAUCCCACGUCGAACGGCAACAAUUUUAAUAAGCCGUCAUAUGAUACACCGUACCGUCGCGGUCAUACCUACAAUUCUCAUUCUGGUUAUGGAAGCCACAAUGGAGGGUUUAGCAAUACACAUACGACUUAUGUGCUGCCGCCAAAUUAUCAUACCUAUCCCCAGUAUGUGUAUGUAAAUGAGUAUCGAAAUUCAGGAAGUCGGUAUGGAGACAUUUUGACGGGCCUCACUUUGUACAACUUGGGCCGAUCCCAUAGCCACCACUACCACGAUCAUUAUUACUAUGAUGAUUACUAUGAAACAAGACGUCACACACCGAGUUACGCAGGAAACAGCUAUGUGAACAAUCAAAUACCUCAACAAAAAGCAUCAUGCACUUUAAGAGUCAAGGAAAAUGGAAGACUAGAAGUGUUAAAGAUACCGUGUGAAAUUGUUACAACAUUCGUUGAAGAUGGUAAACGUUCUAAUUACACACAGACACAAACAAAUACUACAGUUUGUUUUACUAAUACAACUACUGUAACUGUUAAUACUACAACAGCAACAGUGAACACAACAAAUACCACAUCUGCUGCUCCAAACAAUUUGCUUAAUAUCACCACACCAUUGCCUACUUUAUUACAUAAUACAACAGAACAGAUUAGAACAACACAAAAUUUAACUGAAACAAAUAUUCAGAACAUUACAGAAAGAACAACUGUUUCAAAUAUCACAGCACAGGAAAGUCAAAAUGUAACAGUAUCAGAGACUACCGAAACACAAAACGUCUCAGUAAAACCACUAAAUACACAGAAUGCCACAUUAGAUAUUACUCAGCACAAUAACGGAACCAUACAAAAUUUUAUAAAUAACAUUACAACUGAAAGAAUUUACCCAGCAACAUUAGUGACAGAAAUCAAUAAGUCUGUUCAAGAUAAACAGCAGAACACAACUACUAUGGUGCCUAUGACUGUAACUACGGUUAACUACACGACUUGCACUUCAGUCACAAACAUGACCGACCCCCUUCAGGUUAAGGGCCCCCCAGUAAAUGCAACGAACAUGGAAUGUGCAGUAGAAAUUGUUACAAAGGAACAUCUUAUAAGAAACGAAGUUGACUGCAGUGUUCUUAUGAAAUAUUCUCAGAUGCCGGAAAGAGAAAAACCAAAAGAAAAUAAAAGCAGUUUUUUGCCACCAAAGAGUAAAAUAAAAUCGUGGCUUGAUAAUCCUCCCUGGUGGUUGUCUAUAUUUAUUGCAGUAUAGGAGAAAAUGUGCAAAUUUAUGGAUGUGUUUUAAAUAAUGAUUAAAGUACUUAUGCUUAUUAAGUUCCUAUUAUAGUCCAGUAGUACUUAUACAUAUCAAUGUGUAUUC